CGUGCACUUGCAAGCAGCCGCUCGUCUUGUCGCAGAAAGACCGAGAGACCCCAAGAAGCCUGGGCGGCACAGGAAUUUCCCGCCUUCUGAGGGACGCCGCAGGAGGACAAUUAUCUAGUAGGGAGGAUAGUCGCUUUGUCACAUCGCCGGCUCCCACUUAUCUGCCGAGUGCAGAACUUCAAAACCCCUGAGGCUGUUAGUUUACCUGAAAGCAAUAUGCGAUUGCAACAGAAGCAGUGGCGUUUAGCAGCCCUUCUACUGCUAUGCUCUUCUCCAUUUACAGCAGCCAUCGAAUGCUAUUCACACAACGGCAUCGAGGCGAGUUCCUCCGAAUACUACAAUGCCACCAAAGACGGCGCGCUGGUUGGGUGCGGGACCGGGGUCACCACAUGCUGUCUUGAAAGUGAAUACUGCGAUGUCGACCUGCUAUGCCAUGAUCGAGACACUGGCGGUGUCUCACGACAGUACUGCUCCUCACCGUCGUGGCCGUCUGACAAAUGCUCUGCGCUUUGCCCCCAGUACACAGCGGCCGGUGUGUACUUGACGGCCUGCGACGACAGUGGAACGAAGUACUGUUGCGGUCCGUCAGCAGAAGACUGCUGCAAGGCCGGGAAUUACACCACAAUUGACAAGGAAACCGGCGAGAUUAUUGCCAUCGGGACGAUAACAUCUGCUACCACCACUGCUGCGGGUAGCUCUGCGUCUACAACCGAUACAGUGACUGAAAAUGCAUCAGGCAUGCCCGAAAGCACUAAACUCGGUGUUGGCCUUGGAGUCGGCCUUGGAGUCCCAUUCCUACUGGGUGGGGCCGCAGCCAUCUUUUUCUGGCGACGAUCCCAGAAAUCCCAAUCCGGGUCUCAGGUGACUGAAUUGGGUAGUACCGACAAACAGGUUCAUCUUUUGGAGGCCAACGAACGCCGGGGCGAACUGCCAGGCAAUGAGAUAAGACACGAGCUGCAGUAGGCAGACACGAGUAUGAUGGGGAAGGCUAUGUAUGUUAUUGUUCAUGUGAAAUAUCGACUUAUGAAAUGUGAUGCCACUUCUUUAUAGGCAAAAAA
Aspergillus ibericus CBS 121593 is the source of this 1058-nucleotide messenger RNA. RefSeq lists its product as uncharacterized. The transcript is spliced from 4 exons. NCBI's taxonomy places the organism in Eukaryota, Fungi, Ascomycota, Eurotiomycetes, Eurotiales, Aspergillaceae. The coding region runs from base 217 to 963 and encodes 248 amino acids. The record is from RefSeq and is a predicted model, not a curated record.